Molecule: messenger RNA, 877 nt
Organism: Biomphalaria glabrata
Lineage: Eukaryota; Metazoa; Mollusca; Gastropoda; Planorbidae
Exons: 5
Coding region: 81-659 (192 amino acids)
Source: RefSeq, a predicted model, not a curated record
UAGAAACUUGUAUAAAAACGGAUUGAAAAAAAAUUGUUUAUCCAAACUGCUUAUCUUCGUGAGAUAAACUUAUUAUAACAAUGCUUCCACUCGCCUUGAUUGCCGUUCUUCUAUCCUGUACCUAUGGUCAGACUGCCAUUGAGAAGGACCCGACCAAGGUCUGCUUUCCCGACACGCUUCAGUUCGUGACCUUUAACCUCAAUACAGAUGAAGCAGGAAUUGAAGCAGUUGAUUUUAAGCGGAACAUGUUAGGCAGUGUGACACCGAGCAGGACCUUAGUACAGGACUACAAUGCGAGGAAAACAUAUCUACUAAGCGCUGACGGCAACUGUCAAGUAUUUGACAUCCCAGAGGAUACAAUUUUCACUAAAUGUCUACCAGCCAGGGCCGUGUUUGUAGGUGAGGCUAACUGGGGCUUCGCACCUAACCUUCUCCCAGAAGAUGGCUGGCAGUUUAGCUACAACGGCGGUGAGCUUAGAGUUUUGGUGACGAAGCAGCCAGGUCAACCUCGUUACAUCAUGAUGUCCAAGUUUGUAGAAGCGAAUGGAAACUACACUGUCACCAUGUAUCUCAACCCAAGUGUGACUAUAACACAAGCCAACAUCUUUGAUGUGCCCAAACAAUGCGCCUCGAAGUGCCCCCCAUCAAUUGAACUUUGAAUCAAUUAUUGCCCUUUCAUUUAUUAACUUUUCAGUUCAAAAUGUUUUAACAGAAGUAUUAUAUCACUUUAUUUCAAAAUGUAUUUAAAAUCUCUAUUAACGCAACAGUUUUGAAAGAAAAAAUUAUUUGGAUUAGCCUAAAUGAAUUUCUAUAUAAAGUAAAUCUAUUUACAAACAAAACUUACAUUAGAUAUAUUAAAACCAAGAGUACCUUCGAA